This is a messenger RNA of Baudoinia panamericana UAMH 10762, 2695 nucleotides long. RefSeq lists its product as uncharacterized. The record is from RefSeq and is a predicted model, not a curated record. Gene Ontology annotation, biological process: peptidyl-L-cysteine S-palmitoylation; protein targeting to membrane. Lineage: Eukaryota; Fungi; Ascomycota; Dothideomycetes; Mycosphaerellales; Teratosphaeriaceae. The transcript has a single exon. Gene Ontology annotation, cellular component: Golgi apparatus; endoplasmic reticulum. The coding region runs from base 274 to 2481 and encodes 735 amino acids. Gene Ontology annotation, molecular function: protein-cysteine S-palmitoyltransferase activity.
GAUGGAUGCACGACUCCUGAUACGCGCGCAUAUACACCACGCCCACACACCACACCCACACCCACAUCCGCCCCGCGUGCGAACGAUCGUAGCGGUAUUCCAUACAACAGCCAUAUACAGAAUAGCGACCCGUACCGGCUGAAACAACAAGACGCACCACCAGACUAUGCAUCGCGCCAACACCUCCACCGUGCUGACCAACGCUCCGUCCCAUACCGCGCCCACCACCUCCUCCCGCCACGACCGAUGACCACCACCACCACCACAUCACCAAUGGCAGCGCCCAGCAAUGUCAACCGCAGCACAACCGCAUUCCCCACCUUUCUCGACAUCGAUCCCUUUCCCACUUCGAACGCGGAUGCAAGACCUACUUCCUCCACCUCUUCCGCGGGCAGCUCCACCCUCGGCCAGGAGGAGUUCACGCCGGCGCGGGAGCGACAGAGUAACAUCCCUUCCACCGUGCUGACGGUGACCGGACCGGUGGGUGAGCCAGGCCUCCCGCCUUCGCGACCUACGAGUAUGGAUGCCAGCGUGGAUUCGCGCGGCGCACUGAGAGCCGCCACUCCACCCUUCGGCACACGACGAGGCCUGGCUGCUUUCAAAAGCGGAAGUAGUCUGCGCCAGAGUGUCGAUGCAGGCUCGGACGGCGGCGCAGCAUCAAGGCCCGGGUCAGCAAUGAGCCAGAACAGAACGCACGUCCCCAGUCUUGUGGCGCAGGGCUUCCACAACCCCAUGAGCGGGCAGAAGUUGCAGGCGCAGCGAAAUAGUGUAAGACCCGGUAGUUCACUGGCAAUGGCGCAGAAUGCGAUCAACAGUCAGAGGGAGAGCCAGGAGAGUCUGCACAGGCAUCGGUAUAGCGAUGCUUCUGUCAAUACGCUCAGGGACGGCCCGGUGGCGGUGAAGGCGGAGGACGUACCGCCCUUGCCUACGAGUCGAGGGACGGCUACCCCAGCGGACGAGGCGCUGAGGGGUGGGCACACUGCUGCAAGCGUGGCGAGUUACAAUAGCCAGGCGCCUUUGCAAGAUCGACAAGCACCGACAAACAGCUUAAGAAUUCAGACCAACGGUGGCCUUCGCAAGAGCACCUCGUCUCUACAUACGCCGAAAAGUCCGAAGUCGUUAAAGGCCUCCUUGGGCCUAGGAUCGCGGAAAACAAGCAGCCAUGACAGAAGGCCCUCACCGCACCAACACGAGAAGUUGCAUUCGAAUCCGUCUUCGCCUAGUGCGGCGGAGAAACCGUCCAUACCCGCUACGAGCCGCACCAAACGGAAGGGGAAGACCAAGAAUUACGAGUAUUUCGCAGGCAACAUGCUGUUCUGCUGCUCCGGCCGCCUACUGAACAACCGCAACACCCGCGCCAAACCACCUCUUCACAUCAUGACUCUUAUUAUCACCAUCCUCCCUUGCGCCUUGUUCUUCGGCUUCUCGGCGCCCUGGCUUUGGCAUCACGUUUCACCUGCCUUACCCUUAGUCUUUGCUUAUGUGUUCUUCUUGACGAUAUCUUCUUUCUUACAUGCUGCGUUAAGUGAUCCCGGGAUACUGCCGCGGAAUCUACAUCCGCAUCCUCGGAAUCCGGAGGAGGAGCGGGAUCCGCUCACGGUUGGGCCGGCCACGACGGAGUGGGUGAUGGUGAAAACCUUCUCAUCCGCUUCCUCCAAACGUCGUCAGACUCCUGGUGGGGAAGGUGGUGGGGAGGCGGAGCUGGGUAGCGGGUCGACAGCAAUGGAGGUCCCUACCAAGUACUGCAAGUCCUGUUCCAUCUGGCGACCACCCCGUGCGCAUCACUGCAGAGUCUGCGACGCGUGUGUCGAGACGCAGGAUCACCACUGUGUCUGGCUUAACAACUGCGUAGGCCGACGCAACUACCGGUAUUUCUUCGGCUACGUCGCUUUCGGCUCGGUCCUGGCUCUCUUACUCGUCGCUUUCAGUCUUACCCACGUAGGCAUUUACGCUCGACGGCAUGGGAUGAGUUGGGGUGAAGUAAUUAGUGUGCGGAGAGGACGACCGCAGGAGCAGGUGGCGUUUGCGAUGUUCAUCAUUGCAGUCCUGGCGCUGCCGUAUCCGGGAAGUCUCUUCUUGUACCACUUGUUUCUUACCGCCCGUGGCGAGUCGACUCGCGAGUACCUGAACAGUCAUAAGUUCCAGCUUAAGGACCGAUAUCGCCCGUUCACCCAGGCCAGCUGGUAUCGCAACUGGAUCUCCGUGCUCGCACGGCCGAGACCGCCAACGUAUAUGCAGUUCAAGCGGGAGUAUGUGGAAGGGGAUGUAAGGUUCGGCAAUACCAUGUCCAAGCGCGAACGGAUGGCGGGAAUGAAGGGGCGGUAUUCGCUUCCGGCAGGAGGGAAAGGCGUGGAUGGGCCGCCGGGGAGAGGUGGAAGUGGCAAUGGUGAGAAACAGGCGCUGGAGAUGAAAGCGUUGCCGCCUAAGCCUCCUUCGCCGACUGCGGCUGGUGGGUUCGGCACGAAUAGUACGCCGAGGUGAGGGAGGUAGGUGGACGGAUGGAUUUGUACAGCAAUAUGACAUGUUGGGACUGGCGCGUCGGUGGCUGCUUGGUCGAGGUUUGUGAGGUUUCACAGGAUAUAUACCAUGGGAGCGCUACUUGGGGGUUUGGAAGGGAAAUGGGUUGCUAUGCAAUGUAACGUAUUAUUGUGUAAUGCAUUUUGUGUAUAGUACGGCAAUCGUACCGUUGCAACAG